Solea senegalensis (Senegalese sole) is the source of this 4491-nucleotide messenger RNA. RefSeq lists its product as uncharacterized. The coding region runs from base 1128 to 1757 and encodes 209 amino acids. Gene Ontology annotation, molecular function: DNA binding. Gene Ontology annotation, biological process: regulation of cell population proliferation. The record is from RefSeq and is a predicted model, not a curated record. Lineage: Eukaryota; Metazoa; Chordata; Actinopteri; Pleuronectiformes; Soleidae. Gene Ontology annotation, cellular component: nucleus. The transcript has 2 exons.
AAGUCAACUGUGCUGCUAUGGAGCAGAAAUUUAGAAAAACAAAGUUUUUUUAUAAUGAAAAGUAAAACUUUUUUUAACAUGAUGCCUGUUAUUGAAAUGGACAAUUGGUUAAUUGAAUCUAAACUCCCAAAUGCCAUGCAUUACUGCGUCUGUCUAUGCAAACACAGGGAUGCUUCACCAAAUGUCUCUUUUGUUUGAUGGCAGUAUAACACUUACUUGGAUACACACCAAAACAUCAUAUUCUGCAGACACGCGUCAAUGUGAAGAUGUUUUUUCGGUCCUUUCCUAAAAAUCAAGGGUUUUUAAAUGUCCAGAAUUCAGAAGCCAAAUGUGAUUUCACUUAUUUGUAUUUGCAAUGGUUAAUUUAGUUUUACAUGAUUUAAAUAAUUUCCCCAUCUAAUUCAUUUCAGACAACAAAUUCAUAAACAACAGUGCGUCUUUGCCACUUUUUAUAAUCAUCAAAAUGGUGUAAAAUACUUUUUACAGUAAGUACGUACUGUAUUUGGUCAAAAGAAGAACUGUGAGAAUCAUUUAGAACCAGGAAACGGUGAUAACGAGCAGCAAGAUGAUAUGAGGGCGCAAAACAUGCCCCCCUGCUUUUGCCAUUUGAUGUUGAGGCUGUGUUGCUAGGGGCAACCAUCUGAGCAAGAGAAAAUGGAGAAAUCGGGAAAUGGAGACAGCAAACGGCAGCAAAGGUAUAGCUGGCAGAAAGUGAGCCAAAUGAGAUCAGCAGAGAGGAGAGAGAGACCCAACGCAUCAGCAUUCUCACGCCUCACUCUGCCUCACUCGACCGAGCAGAGCUGAUCAAAUCAGACGAUGGAGCAAAACAGUCAAGCAGAGGACACGACAGCCUGCCAGCAUCAGCAGCAGGGAGGCAAGGCUGCCCAAUCAUCAGCUGACAUGCCCACGAUCUCAGCGGCCAAUGAGAUGUCAGCAGGCUCCUCCCCUGCACAACUACUCAGAUGCAGAGACGGCACAAGCCCCGCUCAGCUCUCCUAUUAAUGAAUGGAGCAGCUCCCCGGCUGCAUCACUGCUCAUCUCUGCACCGACUGCCCCGGCUGCUCCGACUCAGGAAGACGGAGGGAAAACAAGGACGGCAGGAGCACAGAGCGAGCUGAAGACUGACCAUGAAGAGACGACAGAGAAGCAAAGACUACCUUGAGGACACAGCAGAGACCAUGGCAGCAGCGAUUACAAACGUCGACCCACAUCCAGAUCUGCUCCCACCUAAUUCACCUUCACCGUCCUCGUCUUCACCCCCUCUCCCUCCGUUAGCCAUGCCGCCUUCUACAUCUGCCUCAGCUCUCCUCGCUCUGGCCUCUCCAGCCACCAGACGCUCCAUUUCCAUGGGAGACUUCCGGAGGGUGACAGGGGCGCUACUAGCCGGUUCCGAUCCCCCGUCCACCUCAGCCACGGUGCCCUCGUCCAGACUUGUCACCCCCAGCUCCAGCAUGGAGUUCGAGGCAGCUCGGCGGCGGCUCCUGGAGGUGGAGGAGCGUCAGCGUGUCAUCAGAGAGAUGGAGCGGCGGCUGGAGGAGCUCAGACAAGUGUUUGUACACUCAGAACAGCAGGUGGUGGUCCAUGGGGAGCUGGUGUCGAGGAUUUCUAACGCAGCCCAGCAGGGGGAGCUGUACGUGGCCGAGAACAGCCAACGCCUGAAGAAAGGCCUGAAGUUCAAGAAACACCGACCCACCAUCGUCUUCUCCUCCAUGCUCGGACUCCGCACGUGCCUCCCCUGGCCUGUGAAGCUAAAAUAGUACGACGAGAACUGAUUUCAACUCUUGCUUUUCGCAAUUGUGCUUCACACAAACACAUGGAGAGACUUCCAUUCUUUGGCCAUCACACAUGGGCACUGCUGCUGUCAAAUUUCCACUGUUCUGCUAUUAUAUCCUGAGGCUGGUCCUCCCUCUCUUUAGAGUGCCUACAAUAAUCACAAAUGCUAAUUACUUUGCUGCUUGCUCUUUGCAGCGUUUCAGGAGAGAGAUGGCACACUGACGUGGAAGCUGUGGUGCAUGGAUGAGUCAUUUCUGGUGAUGUGGGAGUAGUGGUUCAGAGUCAGACUGACCCGCGAGGUAAUAGGAGCUCUGCCGUCUUUUGUUUUAUGCGGCAACGGACAAAAAUAGCCAACGUGGAUGUCAAUCUCUCCAAGAAAAGGAAAACAGGACACCGGAUGAGGACACGAGUUAAAGGCGUCGUAGGGAACGACAGCACAAGAUUUUAAAAAAGAGAGAAAACGCACAAAUGAGUGUCAUUGAAAGGCCCACUCAUUAAAUAGCACAGAUUUCAUAACAAUGGCCCGACAACGAAGCAGCAGAGGAGUUCACGUUGGGACAAUUCCACCUGUGGCUUCUUUUCAACCAGUCACCUAGCAACCGCUCAUUUCUCCAUCCUAAAUCUGCCUCCCGCGCGUACAACGUGUGUCCAGCAGAGUGCUGUCACUGCACCGCCGCUCGACAGCUGCAGAGACCUGCUGAAGGACUUACCGUGCAAGCUUAUUGCACGGUAAAAUGUGUCCAUCGCUGUCGGCUGAUCGUGUUUCGGUGUUUGAACGUGAUGCAGAUUUGACCCUGAGGCAUCACCAGUGUAGUGUGUACAUACACUAUUUUAGGUAGGGCUAAGAUUUGAAUUGUAGUUAGGGUCAGGCGUUACGUGGUUAUAGUUAAGGUUAGGGAUAAGACUUUGUUUAGGUUGUCCAAUUGAAUGAAAGUCAGAGUGUGUGUGUGUGUGUGUGAGUCUGAGGGAGAGAGAACAACCAGUCCACCAGGGAGAUCUAUUUUUGUCUUUCAAAGGUUACGGGCAGAGAGAGGGAGAGAGAGAGAGAGACAGGCAUUCAAUCUUGGUGCAACAUUCACACCUUUAAAAAGCGUGUAUAGCGAUGAGAGUGCAUCGAAGCGUCCAGCUCGUGCUCCCGUCUGCUCUUCUAAGCAACAACAAAAGAGAACCGGGCUGUUUACGAGAGAGGGUUUAUGCUUUCGACUUCUGUAAUAAUUGCUCACUGUAGGUUUCCAUGCACUUAGAGAUAUUCCAAUUUUAAUUGCUCCCCAGUUGCAGAGCCGGGCAUGAUGGGAAUAUGUUACUUCAUCAGUUGACUUACAUAAGAGAUGAGGGGAAAAAUACGAUGCAUGCAAAUGUAGUUUACGAUAUAUAGGACGUCAAUUUAAAUCUAGCUCUGUUUCCUAAUUUGAUUAUAAGGGCUUAAUGCUAAGUUAUUGGUAGCAUAGUUAAAAGGGACACUCUACCUAAUUUAGAUCAUAUCUUGGUGAUGUUAUAAGUGUCGGAUCACCUUAAGGUUUGAUGUUGAGGAGUUUUUAAAAAUAAUAAUAAUAAUUGGGACACAUGGAUGUUAUUUUGUUGCAUCGUAGGAGAUUUUAGCUCCUAUAUUUCUGGAGUUGAACUUUUUUUAAAGGAACAAAUGACUAAAAAUAAUCAGGGUAUCUGUCACUUGGACUUUUUAAAAAAAAAAAUCUUUAGUGCUUUUAAAAUGCAGUUACACAAAGACAACGUUCUUGACUUCUCUGCUUUUAGAUUCCUCAACGCCGCGAUGACACGAUUGUCGAAUGUCGACUAGCAUUCCACGUGGCCAAAGGAACUGCGCCGUUCCGUGUCCACGUCACUGAUAGCAGCGUGUAGAAUGACCUAGUCUCUUAGUCGUGGUCCUAUUAUGUGAAUAUACAGCUGGCCUAUAUAUUGCUUUUUAAUAUGCCUUAUGUGAUGUUUGUCCAUCUGCAGUUCGAGUGAUUACAGGAACAUCAUUAUCUGAUAAAGCGGGAGGAAAAACUGUUUUUGUGUUUUUUCUAUGAAUGACAAAGUAACACAAUGUUUUCCCAAAGAUUUCUGGGCCCACUUGCAGAAUGAAUGUAAUUUUACUCACUUUAUCUUUUUCUUUUUUUCUGAAGAUGAAAUGUCAAGUAUAAUCACAACCUUUUGAACCUGUGGUCAGCAAUGAAUCACUUUCUUUAUAUUUAAGGUCAGGUGUGGCGAAGGCAGGCGAUUCUGGGAGCCACAACUUUUUACAACUACAGCUCCCAAAGCCCUUUAAUUAUACUGUACUUACAAAUGCUGGACAACCACAGGUCCAAAAGCACCUCUCGUGUGUUUAAACGUUUUAAUAAUGUAUGUUUUGUGUUCUAUGUAUGUAUGAUCUGGUGGACUAUAAGCACAGAAUGUUCUUAUAUUCUCUAUUCACAGUAUAAUGAUGUAAUGCUACUUUUAGUAUGAAUGUUGAACUUUACAAACAAAAUGUAAUAAAUGAAGAGUCACAACAGGUUUAGAGUCAGCUGACUUUCAGGGAACCAGCUUUCUGCAUCAUUUUUUGCCAGAUUUACGGUAACGUGACUCAAGAUUUCACUUCAAAUCAGCUGGUUGGAAAGUUACUUGUCCCCAAACCUUUCCGAUAUACGAGCACUGUGUCUGCACUUAACGAAUGUAUGUUCUGCUUUGUUUUGGUAAGAUACGCUGAAGUAUUCUAAUAAAUUCACUUCAUGACUUAAA